AUGGCUCCUCUGAGGGAGAACGACCCGAUCGUCAUCGUGGGCGCUGGUGUCAUCGGCUUAGAUAUCGCCUUGGUCCUCGCUCGUAGAGGACUCGGUCGACAGACCACAGUCAUUGCUGAGCACUUCCCCGGAGACACUUCCGUCAACUACACAUCGCCUUGGGCCGGCGCAAACUUCUCAGCGAUAUCCGGGAGCGACAAGAAUGCCCUGAGAUGGGAUCGGCUCGGCUACAGCCACCUAACACAGCUAGCAUCGAGCGUCGGCCAGGAAUCUUUCGUUCGCCGCACACCAUCCAUCGAGUACUGGGAUGAAGCCGUCUCAGAAGACAAGAUAAAGUCAAUGUCCGAAUACCUUGAAGAUUUCAAAGUCAUACCCGAGAGUGAACUCCCAAGCGGAGUCUUAUUCGGCGUAUCUUUCACAACGGUGACCGUCAACGCGCCGAAGCACAUCGAAUACCUCUUCCGUCUGUUGAAAGAGGAAUACGGAGUUCAAUUCGUUAAGAAGAAGCUCUCCAGCAUUCAAGCCGCAUACAGCUCGGCAACCCAGGUUGUAUUCAACUGCACCGGGAAUGCUGCUAGGUUUCUCUCGGGCGUCGAGGACGCGAAAUGCUACCCGACUAGAGGCCAGAUUGUGCUGGCGAAAGCCCCUCAGGUGAACACCAACGUCAUGCGACAUGGUAAAGACUAUGAGACAUAUAUCAUCCCGAGGCCCUGGUCCAAUGGAAACGUAAUUCUCGGAGGCUAUAUGCAGAAAGGCGUCAGCACGAGCGAUACGUUUGCUCAUGAAACCGAGUCCAUCAUGACCCGGACCACCGCUUUGAGUUCUGAGUUGAGGCAGUCAGCACCAGAUGUUCUUGCGAGUUUCUCUGGAUUGCGGCCCUCGCGUGAGGGAGGAGCCAGGGUCGAGAGAACUGAGAUCAGUGUUGAUGGAGGAGAACGAACCUUAGUACACGACUAUGGUGCAAGCGGAACGGGGUUCCAAGCAGGGUACGGGAUGGCGUUAGAGGCUGUUGAAUCGGCGGAGGACAUUCUUUCCGGCAUUGUUGAGAAAACAUCCCAAGCCAAACUCUGA
Molecule: messenger RNA, 1071 nt
Organism: Colletotrichum karsti
Lineage: Eukaryota; Fungi; Ascomycota; Sordariomycetes; Glomerellales; Glomerellaceae
Product: d-amino acid oxidase
Exons: 5
Coding region: 1-1071 (356 amino acids)
Molecular function (GO): D-amino-acid oxidase activity; FAD binding
Source: RefSeq, a predicted model, not a curated record